This is a messenger RNA of Rubroshorea leprosula, 1395 nucleotides long. Lineage: Eukaryota; Viridiplantae; Streptophyta; Magnoliopsida; Malvales; Dipterocarpaceae. The record is from the annotation of a GenBank genome assembly.
AUCUCUCUGAGUUUUGGGAUAUUUGUGUUUUGCUUCCUGAAUGAGUACAGAGUUGCACUUCACAUCUUGUGGUUCUCAGCUAUUGUGGGUUAGUCCAUCCAAGAGGAGCUACCGUCGGCUUUUUCUUGUUGCACAACUAUCAGUGCUGGGAGCGGGUUACGCUGGAGAAGGUUGUACUGGUUAUAUUUUCACGACUCAGCUUGAAAAUGCCGGGGAAGAGCCACGGAAACCGCCUCCGAUAAAAUGUUGCGGAACCGAACCAGGAUGUACAUGUUAUCAUCCGGACAAUCGUUUAGUUGGGUGUAUAGCACCAGCUGCAACUGCAAGAGAAAGUUGUGGAGCCCGAGGAGGAUUAUGCACAUGUUGGUUAAGUUGUACAGAGAAAGAGAAUAGCGAGCACUCAUCAGAAAACAAUCCGGAACAAAAACCGGAGAAGAACAGUCCACAGGACACAGAGGAAGAGAUGGAUUCUGUGUCAAUACAGCUACAGCAGGAAAAUGCGAGAAAAAUGAGGAAUCGUAUAAGAAAAGAGUUAUUUGCUGCUAAACUUCCAGGGACAAUCUUAGCAGUGACGGUAAUCAGUUAUAAUUUGUUCCUCUGGAUGGGUGCUCAGUGUUACAACCUUGGUGAAAUGGAGAAACAUGAUAAAAAGGAGGAAGAGAAAAUUGAUGGAAAGGAUGAAAAGCAAAAUCCGGAUGCUUUAGUUCCAGAGUUAAAGAAAGCAGUCGAAGUGGCUCGAAAACUAAUACCUUUAUGGCUAACAUUCGCAUCUACGUGUUAUCUAGCUAAUGCAACGGCUGACUCUUUCUUCAUGGAACAAGUUGAUUAUCUAGAAAAGAAUACCGAAAGCUUCAAGAUUCAAAAAUCCGUUUUCUACUCCUUGCCGGAUAUUGUCUCCAUCAUAACCGGACAGGUGAGCUAUUAUCUAGUCGAGCAGUUCCAUGAUGAAAAGAAAGAAGGGCGGUGGGCUAGGCUCCUCAGAAUCAGCGUUGGUAUGCUUUUUUCCUCUUCGUGUUGCUUAGUUGCUUCUCUUGUUGCUCACAGAUUGGAUUCCAAUUAUAAUUCUACCAGCAUGUCGUGGCUUCUGCCCCAGUUUCUUCUGUGGGGAAUGAUGAAAGGAAUACUGGAAGAAGGGUUAGAAGAAUUUCUCCAUGACCAUCUGAACAAUGACUUACAGGUACAAGCAGUGUACGGAUUGCAGAUACUGUAGGGAACUUCCUCAGUAUGAUACUCACAGCAGCUUCUCCAAGCAGCUGGGUUGGUAGUGGCAAUGACAUUAGCAAAAGUCAUCUUGACAAUUACUAUCGCAUGCUGGCAAUUAUAACCCUAUUCUCCACGUUUUUGUUCACCAUUGUGAAAAACAGCAAUGUAAAGACAGUGACACAAAUGCUGUCA